Molecule: messenger RNA, 4503 nt
Organism: Dendroctonus ponderosae (mountain pine beetle)
Lineage: Eukaryota; Metazoa; Arthropoda; Insecta; Coleoptera; Curculionidae
Product: adhesion G-protein coupled receptor G4
Exons: 3
Coding region: 910-4107 (1065 amino acids)
Biological process (GO): adenylate cyclase-activating G protein-coupled receptor signaling pathway; cell surface receptor signaling pathway
Cellular component (GO): membrane
Molecular function (GO): G protein-coupled receptor activity
Source: RefSeq, a predicted model, not a curated record
UGUUCAUUGUGAAGAGAACCAAUUUGCAAUUUGCCCUUAGUUUUAUCGGGAAAUGUUUACUUGAGUGUUGGCAGGAUUUCAAGCCGAGGCGGCGGCAUUUUUCUCAUUGCGUCAAGCACUGGGGUACUGCUAUUCAUAAAGUUUCACUUCACAGCAGUUUGUUAUUCACAAUUUUAUAAAGUAUUGGUUUAUAAACAACCUUCGUAACCUCUAUUAAAAUUGACAUUGUCAACGCCUUUUUAAAAGUGACAUUUACCGAUUAAUGGCGUUCGUGAAUAAAACUGAAAUUGGGCGCGCCCAACUGCGCGCAUUGAACUCGUAUAUUUAAUUAUUUUAAAAGGUUUAAACAUACGGAAAGCGUUACAGAGAAUGGGGGAAUUUUGCGAACCGUCCAAGGAAAACUUGCCUAUUGCUUUUGUAAACCCUUGAAAAUACCAGUAUAUUAAUUUUGUACCUUCCUGAUAUUUGCCACGCCUUAAUUGUUGCGCGAUUAUUGGUUGUCUAUGAACGCGCUCCAGUUUUACAACCACUUGUCCUAACCUGUUGGGUUCUUGUUGUUUAUUUACAUUUAGACCAGGGAAAUGUGGAAAAUUCAGUUUCAACGGAGUGAGUGAGUCAAUUGGACGUUUUUCCAUUAUUAUUGGUAGUAUUGACAGUGGUCAGCAUGUUAAUUUGCACAUUUUAUGGAAGAAAAAGUGAUGUCAUCAUUCAACUAGGCCCCAGGCCUUUGUUAUAAGUCCUCUGUAUAACGCCGCGGGUCUGAUUGCUCACGUACCUGGAAAAGAUGUGAUUUACAACACGAUAAAAAUUAAACCGUUUGCGUGCCGCUCAUUUGCCAAAGGGCGCCUUAGUGUGUUUCGAUUCUUUGCUAAACUGUGCGUUUUUUCGAAAUAUGUGUCACUGUUCGAUAUGGCGUGGUUUUUUUGGAUUCUAGUGCUGAUUGAACGUAGUUCACAGAUUGAAGCAUUUGAAGGUCCAGGAGCGUUCCAUUGGGACAACCCGAACGUCUGGCAGUACGAAACAACAUGCCUGUCCGGCCCUAUGCCGUAUAACUUGUGCACGACGUGCGCCAAGAGACCUUUUGUGUCGCGGAUCUUCAACUGCCAAGACUCGUCUGAAGAGGAAACGUGCAGCUUCCAGACGGUGCCGCAAACAUCAGACGACGGAUGCGGCCUGAGGAACAUGUUCGCAUCGUUGGCCUACUGGGAACCUGCCAGCGACAACUCCACCUACUGGUACCCGGCCAGAAGAAGCAUGGAUUACGGCCCGUACGAGUUCACGAUGUGGGGCGGAUGGUACGGGCUGAACGUCCUGGAUAAUAUCACGAUUGAACGCGCCGAUCAGUCGAACGUUUUCCAGAAGGACUGUCUGGUUUAUGAUGGAAUCGGGGGACUCGUUAGUCCGGAGUUUUGCCAGGCGAUGCACAGGCAUAAUUGUUCAGUGGGGAUGUUCGAAAAGGAUGACUUUUGCCUGUCCAGUCCCUGUGUCUCUUGUUGGAACAACGAUUUUUGCGUCACGGAUCAUUCCAUGUGUCCUCGACGGGCCCCGGAGGGUUGGAACCGCUAUGAUCCUUCGCCUCUAUGUGGGUCCUGCCAGCGGCAGUUCAAUUACUGCUCCAGACAAGUGGAUAUGGUGCUGUCCUUCAACCGGUUCCUCUAUCUGACUGUCUACUAUCCAGAGUGUCUCUAUAGGCGCGGCCAUCCAGAGUUUAUCUACUGCUUCACUGAUGCGGGCGACGAGCUGAGGAAGCGAGUGCGCGUCAAGGUGGUUUAUCGGCACAUUGUGCAGCAUCCGCCCAGCCCCAAUAACUUCAUCGUUUAUCAGCUGACUCGUGAAAGGCACGUGGGGCAGUACUGGUGCGAAGCACGCGGGUCCAGGGAUGAAGAUCGCGAAUACCAAUCCAACACCUUGAUUGCCUACGAGGCCUUGGCAGGAAGUGAGUUUGCGGUGCGGCUAAAGAUCCAUCAAGUCUGCAACUUCACCGACUGCAGUUCCCUCAACCAGCUCAACCUGCUGAUCGACGACGUGAAGCAGCCCCUGCAAAGGUUCGCUAAAGUGCGGCUAAUGAAGGUGGAGGAAUUCGCCAGAGGCUCCUAUGCCGACUUGGUGGUGCAUGCCAGCACUUACAACCCGCGGCCGGGGGUGGUGGCCGAUUUCCUCCAGCUGCAGGAGCUGCUGCAGAGCUAUCCCGAGCACAUAGAGGUGGAGUAUGUGAGGAGCAGUGACUACUGCCUGCCGGGAGUUUACCGCAACUUAACUUGGCCGUUUGCGCGUCGCUUUCGUACAGUUCUCCCCUCGGAGAUCUGCCUCCAAGCUGACGGUUCUCCGGUUUCCCGGUUCUGCGACGGCGAUUUCCUCCAUGGCUUGCACUGGAGGGAAAUUUACGGCAACUGUUCCGCGGAGCGCGAUCUAAACCAGGACACCUUGUUGUUGCAGUCCUACCUCAACCUCUCCAUCUCCCAGACGGUUUUCCAGAACGUCACUGAUAUUGUGAGCACCUCUCAGCUGACUAUGAUUGAUCUAUACAUAGUGUCGCAGUUUCUGGAUAAGUCCUCCCAGUUGAGCGUCAACAGCUCGGUUCUGGAUGGGUUGCUCAAUGUCUUGGACGCUCUGCUGGACAAGGACCUGAAUCUGCUCUUCACCGCUCAGGAGACUCUGAAUGUAACCGACUCCUAUCUGAGAGCCAGCGAGCUUCUGGUGCUCAACAUGUCCGAGCCUUCGAGCUUGUUGAAGGACAAAGUGAUUGUCCACUCGUUCAACCCGAUUGCUCAGAAUGUGUCGGGAUUUGUGCUCUAUCGGAAUCACUCAAUUCGGGACAUUCAGGUUUCCAGCGGGUUUGAGGGCAUUGAGGACUUGGAGGAGGUGACGCUGGCGCUGAACAUUUCCACCAGUGAUAUUGAUGAGAUAGUGGCUAGCAACUUGACCAAUGCCACUGUGGUUGCGUUGAUUUACUUGAAUGAUAAGUUCUUUCCGUCCAACACGCGCAAUGUGGCUGAUUUGGUGGUGAAUUUGAAUAUCCCCAACUAUGAGAAUUACCUGCAGAGCCCCGUUCCUCUGCUGGUGAACGCGCAGGGGCGGUCCUUUCUGAAUUGCGCCUUUUGGGAUUAUGGGGAUUUGAGGGAGCCGAAGCGAGGAAAUUGGUCAUCAUCCGGCAGUAGUUAUGAGGGCACUUUCAACAACCAAACUAACCUGCAUGUUUGCUCGUACACUCACCUCACUCAUCUGGCUUUGUUGGUGCUGAACAAGCAGAACGAUGAGUCGAUUGAAGGCACCAACGAUCAGAUUCUGAGCGUGAUCACCGCAAUGGGGAGUCUUCUGAGUCUAUUCGGGAUAUUGGGGAUCUUCCUCACUUCCUGCCUGUUCAGGUCUUGGAGGGACAAAUCUGGGACACAGAUUCUGCUCCAUCUUUCCGUGGCUACUUUGCUGGAAAUCAUCUUCAUGUACAUGAACGCUUCGAAGCUGUUCGCCUGUCCGGUGGCCGGCUGCAUUCUUCAGUAUGUGAUCAUCAGCAAGUUCGCCUGGAUGCUCAUCUACGCCUUCUGCCAGUAUUUGAGGUUCGUUCGGGUGUUCGGCCCCAUGCCGAACCAUCUGCUUCUCAAGUCCAUCGUCUUCGGUUGGGGCUUCGGAGUGGUUCCUUCUGCCUAUGUGGUGAUUUCCAAUCCGAGCACCUACUAUAGAGAGCGCUUCUGUUACCCGAACGGUCUUUACCUCUUUCUCGGCCUCUACCUACCGGUAGUCGCGGCUCUUCUCAUCAAUUGCUGCGUUUUUUGCAAAAUAAUGUUCGAAUUGACGCGCGGCAAACUGGAUAAAUUUCACUCGCGGCGCGCCACCAUCCAGCACAUUAAGCUGGCUGUUUUGCUGUUCUCUGUGCUGGGUAUUCCCUGGCUUUUUGGCCUCAUUUCCAAUUUCAUCCCCUGGGACUGGCUGAAAGUAAUUUGCGUCUACAUUUUCACAGUCGGUUCCAUCUUCCAAGGCUUCCUCAUGUUUUUGUUCUACGUGAUCUUCAACAAGGAGACCAGAGAGGGCUGGAAACGAUUGUUUCUGGAUCAGCGCAAUUAUCAGGCGUUUCCUUCGAAGAAAGCCACUUCCAUAUCCAGUGUCUCUUGAUUGGAAAAUGUUCCAAAAAAGCAGCUAUUUUUUAUAAUUUUCAUUGGUGGUGUUUCAUUUAAGAGCGAAUUUUGGAUCGGUGGAGAAACAAACGGCAACAAAAAUCCAUCGGCAAUUAAAAAACCGGCUUCUGUUUUUUUACCGAUUUGAAAUGUCUUAUGGUGCUUUCCAUUAACAUCCCUUGCUUAUCACUGAUUUUCUUCAAGGGUUAUGGAUCAUAAACUUACUUCUCUGGAUUUCCGCAAGGAAAACAGAAUUAAUCCAGUGACUUCAGUUGAUGGUCUGAAGUAUUUUGCUGUUAAAAAUACAAUUUUCUUUCGCGAAUUAAGCUAGUAGGUAAUGCAUAUUUUGUACAAUUGUAAUGUGUUUAUAUGACGCAAUAAAGAAAUAUACGUA